CGUGAGUCGCGGCGCGAGAUGGUAUUCCGGAAGAGGACCGGGGCCGCUGUGGGUUGCCAGUCGGAAGACCGCCUUUCGCUGGGCCCAUCCAUCCACAAGCAAGGCCCUCUCUCUCGGCGUCCCCGUGCCCGUACGCUCGUUGUAGUGGACAUUGAUGUCACCCAGGAUAACGUCCGCCAUACCCACCCCCUCUAGCGUCUCCCUUAGACCGUUGUCCGGCAUGCUUGGUGGAAGAUAGAUGCCGGCUAUCGUCGAGGGUCCCAG
Messenger RNA from Baudoinia panamericana UAMH 10762, 264 nucleotides. RefSeq lists its product as uncharacterized. NCBI's taxonomy places the organism in Eukaryota, Fungi, Ascomycota, Dothideomycetes, Mycosphaerellales, Teratosphaeriaceae. The transcript has a single exon. The record is from RefSeq and is a predicted model, not a curated record. Bases 19 to 195 code for a protein of 58 amino acids.